CUUUUCAACUUGUACGAUCAAGAUACACUUCUUCAAGUGUGCGUGCGUGCGUGCGUGCGUGUGUAUAUGAUUUCACACGACCCUAGCUUUCAUUACCUACAAAUCUCAUCAGCUUCUUGUGCGUGUCUGGAAGUUGAAGAUGGGUAACAUCUCUGUAUGUGUUCUAUUGUUGAUAGUUGCUAGUGCUUUCCUGCCUCAUUCUUCAUAUUCUCAUGAGCUGACCAGCACGAAAAGAGAAGCUUUAGAGGUUAGCGUUGGCGGCGGCGCCGAUGCUGGUAAUGCUCCUUCUUCUUUCCCAGAAUGUGGAGAAUGUCAAAGUCCUCCGCCUUCUCCACCACCCAGGCUGAAACGAGCAAAAAAAGUGCUUCUAAAAUUCAAGCGGAACAUCUGCGAUACGCAAGGGCGAACGUCAAACUGGAAGAUGUCCAACGACGUAUGUAAAUUCAACGGCAUUAGUUGCGCCACAUAUCCGAACGAUAAACAGAAGGCAGUGGCGGGGCUGGACUUCAAUGGAUACGCAUUCUCCAGGCUGCGGAACGAUAAACCACUGGACCUUUUUGGAAUCUUGGCCCCAAUCCGAGAGUUAGCAUUCUUCCACGUGAACUCCAACAAUUUCAGCGGCCAAGUCCCACCUCAAAUCUCCCAGUUCCCAUACUUCUUCGAGCUCGACCUCAGCAACAACAAGAUAAGGGGUGAGUUCCCGAAAGAGGUCCUUCUCUCGAAACAACUUGUGUUCCUGGAUCUCAGGUUCAACGAACUUUGCGGUUCGAUUCCACCGCAGCUCUUUAAGCUGCCACUAGAAGUCAUCUUCAUCAACAACAACCAGCUCACCGGAUGCCUUCCCGAUGACUUCGGGUCCACGCCGGCCAGAUAUCUUACAUUCGCCAACAACAAGUUAACGGGUCCGAUCCCCAGGAGUAUUGGUAAAGCCACGAACAUCACUGAGGUGCUGUUCCUGGGGAAUCAGUUUUCUGGUUGUUUACCUUAUGAGAUCGGGUUCCUCGUCAAAGCUACGGUUUUCGACGUGAGCAAGAACUGGCUGACCGGUCCAAUCCCGCACUCCUUUGCCUGCUUGGAUAACAUCCAGUUCUUGAAUUUGGCUGAUAAUCAGUUCUACGGGCCCGUUCCAGAGUCGGUGUGCAAGCUUUCGGGACUCCGAAACGGGAAUUUGACGCUGUCGGGUAAUUAUUUUACCCAGGUGGGACCAGAAUGCAGGAAGCUGAUAGACGCGAAGGUGCUGGACGUGCGGCGGAAUUGCAUUCUGGGACUUCGCGAUCAGAGAACACAGGCUGAGUGCACCAAGUUCUUCUCCGAGGUUAAGCCUUGUCCGAACCCCAAGACCUUGAACAUCGUACCUUGUAACAAGUACUAUGAGAGCUACGAGACGACGGUGCCGGGACCGGUGGCAGCAGGUUGGCCGCCGAUGCCGGUGACUUACAAGUCACUCAAACCGCAUCGCUUGUGAUUCAGCAUUAUGACUAGGCACUUUGAACAACUCUUGUCUGUUAACCUUAAUCCUAUGCGUAUUUGCACAUAAUCUUUGUUUAACUGUGGCCUUUCAUCGGCUCUUGAUUUGUAUAAUAGAGUAAUGAAUAAGCUGUGCAACUGCAAGUGUACUGUGACCUGAUUUGGCAUCUUUCACUCGAUGGCAGAUUGGGAUAUUACCAAAGUAUGGUGUGAUCGUUAUAGUUGUCAUUCGUGCAAUAAAACAAG
Messenger RNA from Prosopis cineraria, 1713 nucleotides. RefSeq lists its product as uncharacterized. Gene Ontology annotation, molecular function: protein binding. Lineage: Eukaryota; Viridiplantae; Streptophyta; Magnoliopsida; Fabales; Fabaceae. Bases 140 to 1465 code for a protein of 441 amino acids. The transcript has a single exon. The record is from RefSeq and is a predicted model, not a curated record.